CCAAAUCGUCGUGUCUGCAGGAGUCACAUGGACUCUGAAGUCAUUGCCGCCUGGAUCUGCGACCAGCACCUUCUGCUCCACACCUGCUCUGAUCCGCAGACGUGUUCGUUGCCGCUCGAGUACGAGUACGAGUCCUCAACCUCUCCCUCCCCGCGGCGGCGUCGACACGUGCUCGGCCUCUGUCCCUCAGCGAAGCGACAACGGGUUGAUCGCGCUGGCACCGAUCCCAUCUCCGACGGAGAAGCACCGAGAGAGCGCGACAUGCGACGCAGCCCGAGAAAGAAAGAUGACAACCACCCAGAUCAGCAAGACCCGUUCACGUCCGACGACAACGACGCCGAUAUAGCCGCCCAUCAAGUUACACCGCGGCCCCGUCGGACUAUUCCUCAGCAACGGCAGCAGCUGCAUCAUGUCUUUCCACCGCCCAUGUCGUUCACUGCCAAGCUUAGCACAAGCGACCGGCAAUCCUUUGCCUCUGGCUCACGAGAACGGAGCAGUGCCACCAGCCGCACACGAUCUACGAGCCCCAUCAAGAACCCAGACGACCUUCUUAAGCUCGAGAAACCUGUCACAUGGACGAGCCCUGACCCUCGUACAUUGAGGGACACGGUGAAGAAGACAGGGAGUGCCCAGGCGCUGGGCUUGUUUGACGACGUUUGGAGAGUGAUACAAGGAGAAGGAUACUUGCCGCGGGAGCUGAAAAAGAUAUUGAAAGAUGAGCUAAUGGUUAGCGAGUCUCGCUUCGCGGCUGAGGAUAGAGUUCUGGUCGUGGAUAAGAAAGAGGUGGACGAUGCCAGCCAGCUCUUCCCAUCUUUUGACGCCGGGAUAGCCAGCCUCCUCGCCCUUUACAACGAGCUUAGCGCUAUUCGCAAUAUCGUCGCUACUACGAUACGGUUUAUAAACACGACUCGUUCUGAAGCGACGUGGAACGACCACAUCCAUGGCCCCGCCCUUCGCCUGGCUGUCUCUGGCAUACCGCACGUCGGCGCUGAGAACAUAACCCAAGCCGCCAUCGCCAAGGCUUUUAUCCCACCCUCGCGCGGGGAGCUUGAGACCUUGGGCGGGAAAAUGAUUGACUACGCUCUUCUGCUCCAGCCUGAUAGGGAUCUCGCCAUCCGCAUCGCCGACUUCGUCGACGGCUUCGAUGGCCCACGAUCCUUUAACCAAUCGACGCAUGGCCCGCUGUGCUAUGAGCCCACGGGCGUGCUUGUUGAGACCAAGGUUGAUAUCCGACGGCGUGCUGAGGGUAAGGCUCAGCUGGGAGUAUGGUUAGCCGCUUGGUACGGGCGUGUGGCCAAGUUUGCGCCGCUGCCUCCUGAGGAUCCAGGUACGUUGGCGAACCUGCCCUUCCUCCCAGUCCUCCUCGUUGUGUGUGAGAAUUGGGAGCUAUACUUUGCCUUCGACAGAGAGGGCGAGGUUGAGGUGUGCGGUCCGCUCGAGAUUGGCAGCACCGUUACCGUGGAUGGCUCAUACCGCUUGCUCGCGGUGUUGCGACUACUGGCAGGCUGGGUUAACCAAGAGUUCCGUGGGUGGGUUGAGCGGUGUGUUUCGUAG
This is a messenger RNA of Fusarium falciforme, 1554 nucleotides long. RefSeq lists its product as hypothetical. The record is from RefSeq and is a predicted model, not a curated record. The coding region runs from base 28 to 1554 and encodes 508 amino acids. NCBI's taxonomy places the organism in Eukaryota, Fungi, Ascomycota, Sordariomycetes, Hypocreales, Nectriaceae. The transcript has a single exon.